Messenger RNA from Exaiptasia diaphana, 1206 nucleotides. RefSeq names its product gamma-aminobutyric acid receptor subunit beta-4. Lineage: Eukaryota; Metazoa; Cnidaria; Anthozoa; Actiniaria; Aiptasiidae. The record is from RefSeq and is a predicted model, not a curated record. Gene Ontology annotation, biological process: nervous system process; regulation of membrane potential; chemical synaptic transmission. Gene Ontology annotation, molecular function: transmembrane signaling receptor activity; neurotransmitter receptor activity; extracellular ligand-gated monoatomic ion channel activity. Bases 175 to 1206 code for a protein of 343 amino acids. The transcript is spliced from 9 exons. Gene Ontology annotation, cellular component: synapse; neuron projection; membrane.
AUUGAUAGUACCAUAUAAGAUUGUUAUAAGCGAAUCAUCGGUAGUGGCUGAUCCUGUUUAUUCAAUAAUUCGUUGWAUUACUUUAGAAUUUGAACACCGCUAAGUGUAAAAACCUCUUUGAGUUCGCUGCGACGCUCGAUCGUGUCUUCAGCAACGGUUYGGCCAUCUAUCAACAUGUCUAACUAUAUAUUCUACAUUUUYAUUUUUUGUUCCUGGUCGCCCAAUUGUAUCUGCCAGUCAUACAAAGAUUCCAAUGGUACUACUGGAGGAAUAAAGACAAUAACAGGAGUAUUAAACAAAUUGCUAACUGGCUAUGACCGCAGAGUCCGACCGAAUUACGAAGGUGGUCCAGUGGUGGUGACUGUUGGCUUUACGCUGUUAUCUAUCGAUUCUAUYAACGUUAUCGACAUGGAUUUCUCUUUGGACAUGUUUUUACGUCAAGAGUGGACCGAUGAGAGACUGGACCAUGGUACCAAUGACACAAUGUUUCUAAGCAAUCACGUGAUGGACAGGGUGUGGCUACCAGAUUCUUAUUUUGUUAACUCUAAAGACGCCAAGUUUCACACCGUCACAACUGCCAAUCGUAUGAUCAUGCUGGGACCCAAAGGAAAAGUGAAAUAUAAUGCCAGAGUAACUGUAAAAGCCUACUGUUCUAUGGAUCUCAAGGAAUUUCCAAUGGACACACAGUUUUGUUCUCUCGUAUUUGAAAGUUAUGGCUACAUUGAUAAACAUAUAACGUUCUUGUGGGAGCCAAACAUGAAGCCAGUGCCAGAAUCUCUAAAAGAACUACCCCAAUAUAAACUGAAUGGACUGAAAUUGUCCUACACAUACACAAUAUACAUCGUCGGAAAUUGGUCAGGAUUGAAUGCAACGUUUGAGUUUGAGCGGACUUACAGUUACUUUAUCUACCAUGCAUACGCGCCGUCAGCAAUUAUCGUGAUUAUAUCAUGGAUAGGAUUCGUCCUCCCACGUGACAAACCUCCUGCAAGAAUCACACUUGGAGUGACGUCAGUUCUGACUGUAGUUACAAUCCUUACCAUGCUAAGCAACCACGUUGCUAAGGUUAACUACGUGAAGAGAAUUGAUCAGUAUCUUAUAGGAUGUUUUCUAUUUGUAUUUGGUUCUCUCCUGGAAUACGCGGUGGUUUUAUUCCUUGGAACGGUUACAUUUCAAUAUGGCGCAUGGAACUAUGAAGAAGGCUAUUGA